GGUGCGGGAGAGGGACGCAGUGAAGCUGGCCUCGGCUCGGAUAUGACUUAUGUCUAUUUAAUCGAGGUUUAUUUGCUGCUUAGUAAUUGCACGGGCUUCGGAUGAAUCUUUGGCUUCUAACUUCUCAUCACUCCCUUCACUGAUUUCCAUGUCUUACUUGUGAGUUACCAAACGGGAUAAUCAGGACUGCACAUCGUCCUUUACUGAUUGUCUGUGACUGGUCCAGGCCGGAGUUCCUUGUUGGGCGACCCACACUCCUUCAAAGGGGCCAUGGAGGAGGAGGGGCAGCAGAGCUUGGAGUGUAUCCAGGCCAAUCAGAUUUUCCCCAAGAAGUCUCCCGUUCUGGAGGAGGAAAACAUGCAGGUGCCCUUUCCUGAGCUGCACGGGGAGUUCACAGAGUAUGUGGGGAGAGCAGAGGAUGCCAUCAUUGCAAUGUCCAACUACCGCCUACACAUCAAGUUCAAAGAGUCUGUUGUCAACGUUCCUCUUCAGCUCAUAGAGAAUGUGGAGUGUCGGGACAUGUUCCAGCUCCAUGUCACCUGUAAGGACUGUAAAGUCGUCAGGUGUCAGUUCUCUACCUUUGAGCAGUGUCAGGAAUGGUUGAAACGUCUGAAUGUGGUAGUGCGCCCUCCCUCUCGCCUGGAGGACCUCUUCUCCUUCGCCUUCCACGCCUGGUGCAUGGAGGUAUAUGCUGGUGAGAAGGAGCAGCACGGCGAGCUAUGCAGACCAGGCGAACAUGUGACCUCCUGGUUUAAGAACGAGGUGGAGAGGAUGGGCUUUGACACUCAAAACGCCUGGAGGAUAUCUGACAUCAACAGCAAGUUCAGGCUUUGCCCCAGCUAUCCUCAGCAGCUCCUGGUGCCAGCCUGGAUCACUGACAAGGAACUGGAAAAUGUGGCAGCCUUCCGCUCCUGGAAGAGAUUUCCUGCUGUGGUUUAUAGACACCAGACCACAGGAGCUGUGAUAGCCCGCUGUGGCCAGCCAGAGGUCAGCUGGUGGGGCUGGAGGAACGCUGAUGAUGAACACCUGGUCCAGUCCAUCGCAAAGGCCUGUGCCGUGGACAGCAGCUCCCGCAAACAUCUUUCCAACGGCAACUACACCAACGGCACUGACCUGCCUGAUACUGACUUUGAAUCCUCCAUGACCAACAGCUCAGAGGUGGAGACGUUGGCCACUCAGCCCCACAAGUUACUGAUCCUGGACGCCAGGUCCUACGCUGCUGCUGUGGCUAACAGAGCCAAAGGGGGAGGCUGUGAAUGCCCAGAGUACUAUCCCAACUGUGAGGUGGUGUUUAUGGGCAUGGCCAACAUCCACUCCAUACGCAAGAGUUUCCAGUCUCUGCGUUUCCUCUGCACUCAGAUGCCUGAUCCAGCCAACUGGCUUUCUGCACUGGAGAGCACCAAGUGGCUGCAACACCUGUCCCUGCUGCUGAAGGCGGCACUGCUGGUGGUCAACGCUGUGGACAGAGACCACAGGCCCGUCCUGGUGCACUGCUCUGAUGGCUGGGACCGCACACCUCAAAUUGUUGCUUUGUCCAAGCUGCUGCUGGACCCUUACUACCGCACUAUUGAGGGAUUCCAGGUUUUGGUGGAGACUGAUUGGCUUGACUUCGGCCAUAAAUUUGCUGACCGCUGCGGCCAUGGAGAAAACUCUGAGGACCUGAACGAGCGAUGCCCUGUCUUCCUGCAGUGGCUAGACUGUGUUCACCAGCUCCAGAGGCAGUUCCCGUGCUCCUUUGAGUUUAAUGAGGCAUUCCUGGUAAAACUGGUGCAGCACACCUACUCCUGUCUGUUUGGCACCUUCCUGUGUAACAGUGGCAAGGAGAGGGAGGACCGGCAUGUUCAGGAGAGGACCUGCUCAGUCUGGUCACUGCUGAGACCAGCCAACCGCACGCUAAGGAACAUGCUGUACUCCUCACACUCCGAGACAGUUCUCCACCCAGUGUGUCACGUACGCAACCUGAUGCUGUGGACGGCAGUCUACUUGCCCAGCUCCUCACCGACCACCCCCUCCGAUGACUCCUGCGCCCCCUACCCUGUUCCAGGUGGCAACCCUGAGGACGCACCCCUGGGCAGACGGACGAAGACUCGCUCCUUCGACAACUUGCCCAGUGCAUGUGAGCUGGGCAGCUCGCUGGCUCCCAACCGCCGCUCCAGUGACCCGAGCCUCAAUGAGAAGUGGCAGGACCACCGGCGCUCUCUGGAACUCAACAUGGCAGUGGGGCCUGAGGGAGGGGGAACCCAGGAUCAGGAGGCCCGGCCUAAUGGAAUGGGGCCUUACCCAGACGGAGUGGACUCUGAGCUGGAAGAGAGCCCACAGCCCCGCGGCUCACAUGUUGAGCUCGGACAGGUAGCCUCUAUGAACACGGCAGAAUCAGGAGAGGAGGCGGAAGAGGCAGAGCUGUCUGUGGCGGUGGGUGUAGCCGAGGGCCAGAUGGAGAAUAUCUUACAGGAAGCCACUAAAGAGGAGGCAGGAGCAGAGGUUCAGAAAGAGGGAAGUGCUGCUGUCACAUAUGUCACUAACACUGUUGACACAGAGGUGGAGAAAGAAGCACAAGUUGAAGAGAAUGAGUGUGCUAAGAUCAAUGACACUGACAUGGAGACAGAAGUGUUUGCUAACGGUCAUCAUCCAGAAAAUGGUGUAAUGGAGGCUGAGGAGGAUGGUAAGUCUCCUCUGCCAACUCAAAAGGCAGAGGAACAGAUUCAACAUGCAGCUGAGGCGACUCAGGCUCUAGAGGAUCUGGUAAAUAAGGUUGUAGAGAACUCCUCUGUACAAGAGGAGCUUGCUCAUGGACCCAGUGAGUCUGGCUCCAGUGAGCCAGAGGAGCCUGCAACCCUUAGAACUAUAACCAACGGCUUUGUAGACAGGUCACCUGAAGAGCCAAGUGUGGAUGGGGAGACCUGCCCUGACUCUGAAUCUGACCACGAUGUCUCAGAGCCAGUGGAGCACGUGGAUAAGAAGGCCUCUCUGAUGGAAAGUUCCACAGAGACUUUAACUGAAGAGGCUUGCAGCAGGUUGGAGCUACCAGCACAGCCGCCUGUCUGUCCGAGUCAUCAGCCCUGCAGUGAUGGCAGGAACCAACUGCCCUGCUCCAGGAAGGAGAAGGGACUGGAGACAGGCGAGCAUGGCUUUAUCAGAACUUUAAAUGGGGGCGGCAAGCGACCCUCUGUCAGUGCCUUUCACUCUGUGAGUGCUGACCUCAGCAGGGACGGGCUUUGUAACGGCGACAGCUCCGACGGAGAGCCCUGCGGAGGACAUCACUGGGCCAAAGGGAAUGGGGAGAGGGUUCCUCUUAGUCGACAGGUGUCCCUAGCAAGCUGCAACUCCCUGAUCCUCCACCCACGAGGUAGCUGCUCUCAGCACCGCUUGUGCCACGCACUACUGGGUCGGGCCGCCAUCAGCCCGGAGCAGCCUUCCCGAAGCCAUCUGGAUGACGACGGGCUGACGCUGCACACAGACGCCAUCCAGCAGAGGUUGAGGCAGAUCGAGGCGGGGCAUCAGAUGGAGGUGGAGACUCUGAAGAAGCAGGUGCAGGAGCUGUGGAGCCGUCUGGAGAAUCAGCAGCACGCCGGCUCCCACAGGAUCAACGGAGACAUUGGAGACGAAGUGACCUCAAUGACAGAUUCUGAGUUUAACCUGGACCCCAACUGUUUGUCGCGCUGCAGCACAGAACUUUUCUCCGAGGCCAGCUGGGAGCAGGUGGACAAGCAGGACACUGAGGUGACUCGCUGGUACCCAGACCAUUUGGCAGCCCAGUGUUACGGCUGUGAGAGUAGGUUCUGGCUUGCCACCAGGAAGCAUCACUGCAGUGGCAGGGAGCCUGUCCAGGAGGUCUGGAACUGCGGUAACGUGUUCUGUGCCAGCUGCUGCGACCAGAAGAUCCCAGUGCCAAGCCAGCAGCUGUUUGAGCCCAGCCGCGUCUGUAAGACCUGCUACGGCAGCCUCAAGCUCAGCCCGGCUCCUCUGGACCUGGAGCUGGAGAAACCCAUCACAGCCAGCUCCAACUGAGUUUCAGAGGACCGGGACGGGACGGGACGAGCCGCCAGCCGCCGACACAGGCGCACUGCUGAGGAAGAGCACAGGAGCUACACAGAAUGUCCCAUGUACUUUGUGUAUGUGUGUGUGUGCGCCGCAGAUAUGGAAUUUAAUGUGUAUAUACAGAGGAUGACGUGGCAGAGGAGCUGAAUGACGUGUUGGUGAGAUGCCGAGCGCUCUGAACGAUGGUUGUGCACAGGGGUGUUUUUUUUGUGUGUGUGUGUGUGUGUGUGUGUGUGUGUGUGUGUGUGUCCAUGUGUGAGAGGAAAUCACACAUUCGCCACACAGGGUUUGUGACGGGACUGCACUCCGAGGCCAGAGGAGUGAGAAUGGACCUCCUGGUGCCUUGGGCCAGGCAGGCAGGGAAGGUUGUCUCACUGUGUUGCUGAAGCCUCUUGGAGGGCUUUGGUCCAUUCAGUCGUUUCCCGACUCAUUAAUGCUUCUCAUCAGACUUCUACGUCCCAUCAUCUCCAUGCCUGGACUCCUUUACUCUGGAGGGUGUAUGAUCCGGAGACGUGGAACAAUCAGAAGACACUCCAUCAAUUUUAGACAUGUCUGGAUAGCUGAUGCUCACAGAUGUUUAGGGGAAGAGUAAAGGGUCAGUUCACCCAAAUUAUUCACCACUCAGUGGUGUACAAACAUGCAUCUAAUUUCUCAUUUUAUUUUUAGAUUUUUUUUCUGCUGCCACCCGACAGUGGAGGUGAAUUGAAUAUACUAUUAUUUUCAUUAUCAAUCAAUCAGCAAAUCAUUUGAUCAAUUUGUCAAUUCAUAAUUUUCUAUUUUAAAAUAGUCAACAAAAGUUGAAGUUUAGUUCCAAAGUUGUUUUUUUAAAGAUUUUUUGAACAUUUGAGAAGUUGAAAAGUGUUUUUUGCAAUUUGGCUAUUUCAUUAUAAAAUCACAAAUUGUUGUACAAUGACGUGAAGUGGUACUCCAUACGUCCAUUCAGUGUUGUGAUUUACAAAGAACAGAUUCAAACAAACAUUGUCUAAAUUGAUGCAGCAGAGGACAUAUUAGAGCCUGACCAUUUUUGGAUCUGAUACAGAUAUGAGGAAGUCAAAAUUCCAAUGUGGAUAUACCUGCUGAUAUGAAAUAUAUACAUGUAACAUUACUGUUACACUCCUAUCCAUUUUAUCACACAUAGGCAGAAUGAGCUUAGUAGUUUAAGUAACUCAAGGAUGUCACUCUUCUUGACUCCAGCUGCAUUUUGCUACAGUGACUUUAAGCUCUUGUCCUCUGGGUUGAUAACAUUGCAGGGUUGACAUCACUGACAGCGGCUUUUUGUCUCUCAUUCUGUGCUUCUCGGCACUGGAAUGUGAGUCGGAGCUCACUCUGCUGGACAAUCUAUGUGUACACACAUUUUCUAAGUUACCCAACUUUCUUUUCCUGCCUUAUAUUACCUAAAAAACAAAAAAACACUUGCACCAAUACCAAUAUAUCUGUGAUAGGCCAAUAUUGGCCCGGCUCUAGCAGCUAUGUCCUGACCUUUAGUCUCUUAUUGGGGUCAAACUCCUAAAUGCUGGAUCCAACAUUUCCCAUAAUGCAACUCAAGACCUUUCCUGCCUGGUAACAACCCACAUCUUUCAAACUCCAUGUAGGCUUUCUGUCAUAAGUUAGUGGUCUCUAUGACAUCUUAGAGUCCUCCAAAACCACAGAAGACAUUCAUUGUUUUCAAAGGCUGAGUUUCAUGAUGAGUUGUGGUGAUGAUAAUCCACAAUGUUGUCAUUUGGGUGAACUGUCCCUUUAACUUUCUCUGGGCUUUAUCUCAACUGAUAUUUGCUUCUUUUUUUGUUUUCUGCAGCUUUUGACACAGAAUGGCACAAAGCAUGUGUAUAUACAGCUAAUUGACGUGUAAAUACAAAAUAGAAAUGAAAAAAAAAAUGUUGACAAGCAGCUGUCUGUGUCAGUUUUGAGUUUGUGUUGAGAUUAAGCCCAGAGUGCAGACAGGAUGAUAAAAUCCUGAAUUUGUUUUGAAUACUUGAGGAGAGUAAAUUAUUUUUUUUGUUUAAAAACAAAACAGCCAUGUGAGUCUUACAACAGGACUAAUUCUGAUGUUAUAAAAAGCUUUUGAACAUUGGACCCUUUAACAGCCAAUGGCCCCUCAGCUCUUCAGGCUGACAGACUGUUAUUAAGCGUCUGCUGGGAGUGUAAACUGAUGUGGCAUUGUCAGUUUGUGUCAGAAGGCAGAUGAGCUGCAAGUUGUUUGUGCCGACAUGUACUGACCGACUGUGUAAUCUCUCCUGUUAGCCAUACCUUCAUGCCCUUCACUCACAGCCACCCCCUUUGUAUUAUUUUUACCCAGCAGGCACUGGGAGCUGGACGUCUCGCUCACUUUUCAGUCUGUCAGUGGAAAUCGCAAGUGAAGUUGUGAAUUUGAUAAGUUAAACUUCCAUGUUCAAAUUCUAAAGACAACGUAUUAUUUGUUUUGAGGAGACUUGACCUCAUUUGUGAUCUCCACUCUGAUUGGCUGAAACACGGAGGAGAGCAGCGGCAGCAGAAAGGGCUCUUGGCGUUUUCAAAAGUCUGUAAAUCCCAUAUGAAAUAUCUGAGAAGCUUCACUGAGACACCCACUCUGCCUAACACCCAUUCAAUGACCUCCCUGCACACACACACACACACACACACACACACACACACUUUUUUGUAAAAUAAAUGAAUAAAUAAUAUAUUCAGAUACCUAUAUAGCAUUUAAGAAAAAUGUAUAGAAUCCUUGAAAAGUGGCUCACUUAAUUAGUCACCAAAAGUUGUUUUUUUUAUUUCUUUGUUUUCUUAUGUUAUUAAUUGCAGAAAAAAACGAUAUUUUGCAACCUGUUGAAGAUAAUGGGUGUUUUGUUUUGUUUUUAAAUAGAGAUGCAGGGUGUCCUGUUUUGAUGCUGCAGUGGUUUUCCCUUUUAAAUGCGAUCAUUACUUUGAUUUAAUUUAUUAAGGUUUUGUUGUUGAAUUGCUGUUUAAAAUCCAGACAGUCAAUUGCCACAGGAUAAUCAGUGUUUAUGAGAUGAGAAAUGAAAGAUGGUUCUGAUCUGCGGCUACGACGACACUCAUUUCAUUUUUUUAUCAGCCAAUCAGAGGGAUUAGUCCAUGUUAUGAUUUACAGAUUAUGACAGGAAGGGGUUUAAAUAAGAGAUGUCAUCUAGCAUCAUGUGACCUCUGAUUAUUACCUGUUUAAAAGAAAACAAGUGUCUGUAGCCAGUGAGACGUCUAUGCACUGACACAAAAGUGGUCCAAAACAAGCAGCCUGAACCCAAAAUAAAGCUCCCCUCACUACACACAAACAUUACUCCAUUCAUCCCAUCUACAAACACUACCUCUACUUUGUACACACACUUGCUCAUACACACACAGAUUCACACUGAGCUUCUUAUAGCUUUCCACAUUUACAUUAUCGAGAAUGGCCUUUGUUGUUGUUGUUGAAAAUCUGUUGUUUUUGUUUUUCCCUUUAGUCAGCUGGAGCAUUAAAGGUACAGCACAUGAUCGCAGACUUUAAUUUUAAUGAAGAUCUUAUUGUAUUGAGACUGCCAAUCUUUGAAUCUUUCUCCAUCAUGCUGCUUGUCAGGUCAGCAGAGUGUGCUUCAUUUAGCAGAAGGCCAGAUAGUCGCCAUGUGGAAUGAUAACGCUUGACUAUCAGAGGAAAUGCAUAAAUAUACCCAUGUGAUGGACAACAUGAUACCAUUUAAUCAUACUGGAGCUGUAUCAUUGAUCUCUAAAUGUGGCGGUAGAAUCAGCAGAUGAUUGAAGUGUGCAGAACAACAACAGGCUUGAAGUGUUUAUUUUUCUCACUGCCCUCCUGUGGAAGUGGUGAACGUGCUCGACCUUCAGUCUUUCAAAUAUAGAACAGUAAAAUAGGAACCUGUUUGCUCUUUAUAGAUGAGAUGCUGUCAUUUCUGUAAAUGUACUAUUUACAAAAACACUAGGACAAGUGAUGCCACGGCAGCCAGAGUGGCAUGAAUUGAUCGAACAUGAAUUGAUUUGAGAUGGUACGACUGCAGUAAAUGUGCAGCAGAUUCAGACUUUGGUUUGAGCGUCUCUCUAAUCCAGCUCUGUUUCCUCUUCAUCCACAGAGGCUUGGAUAAACUGGAACACUGAUCUGAAAUCAGAAUAUUGACAUCUGCAUCUAAAAUGUGUAAUGGUGUGAAGCUGGCCUGUAAUCCCAGCUCAGUGCUUCACACUCCUCCCAAACUUCGUGUCCUAAAUAUUCAUCAUUAAUGAUCUUUUAAAUACAGACUUUCAAUGCCAGCCAAAGACUUAAUUUGAAAAAGAUGGCUAAAUAAGAUGCAUAAUGUCCCUUUAUCAGCCCAGACUGAGGCUUGAAACCUUACUGUGUAUUUUCACCACCAUCACAGGCAUGUGGGGCACCAAGCAUGUCUUGUUCAACAAUCCAUGAAUGUGAACUGUCUUAACAAAAGGCUAUUUUUUUGCACAUGACAUUAAGUAGACACUGCCACAGAGUGCAUCAAAAUAAAGCUGAAACUGAAAGUGUGCUGUGCUUUUCAGUAUUGUAACGAGCAUUAUGGCCGGUGGUUGUAUGUGUGUGUCUGGUAACGUGGUUAACAGGUCAUCAGUUAACACACGUUGCCAGUAUGAUCCCUUGCUGUGCUUUUUUCCCUUCCCAAGAAGUUCUCUUGGUCUGCAUAUGUUGUAUUUUUCUUCACUCACACUGACGUGCUUGAUCAGAGGCGUCACUGCAACGGCCCAGUAAUUGUGUGUCUGCGUGUGUGUGUGUGUCUGCGUGUGUCUGUGUGUGUGUCUGCGUGUGUCUUUUGGUGGAGACUGGUGCCAAGUAGUUUUAUUACGGGUCUCUCACAAAGGGAUCACUCGUGCUUUUGUUUGAUUUUCCUCUUUCUUUUCUCCCUUCUGUUUGAAAAGCACUUUGAGCCUUCUGAUGUCUGUCAGAGGAGUGUGUAGCUGUACAUAGCAAUUUCCUGUAACAACAAGUGCUCCUUGUUCAGUCUGAAUAUUUUGUUUUGUCGGAUUUACUUUAAAGAGCAUUACAUUGUUGUAGAAUUAAAAGAAAAUAAACUAGAUAAACCUACUGUGUUGUCUGCUAGCAG
Centropristis striata (black sea bass) is the source of this 9080-nucleotide messenger RNA. It is a transcript of the gene mtmr3, whose product is annotated as myotubularin related protein 3. NCBI's taxonomy places the organism in Eukaryota, Metazoa, Chordata, Actinopteri, Perciformes, Serranidae. Gene Ontology annotation, biological process: dephosphorylation; regulation of autophagy. Bases 271 to 4008 code for a protein of 1245 amino acids. Gene Ontology annotation, molecular function: protein phosphatase binding; phosphatidylinositol-3,5-bisphosphate 3-phosphatase activity; metal ion binding. The transcript has 21 exons. The record is from RefSeq and is a predicted model, not a curated record.